AAACCAAACACACCCUAACGCCUUAAAGUUAUUUCCUUCAAACUUUCCGAGUUCAGAGCUCCUUCUACCUUGAUUGAGAGCCAAGAAAUACAGAGAGUGAAAGCCCUUAAGGUUCCCGAUCUACCUAACCUCGACGGCCUCGUUCUCUCGUUACCCGGGGUGGUGAACUUGGGCCAAGUUGACAAAUGGAGGAUGUCCUAACAGAGCUUCCCCCGCCUUCAAGGUUCUUUGAGGAAGAUCUCAAUAACUUUACUGCUCCAUCACCGCCUCUUCCAUCUCCGUCCCUCAUUUUUUCCAAUCCUAAACAUGAUGAACCUCUUCGUCCCUCUCUCCUCAUCAUUGCCGUAUCUUCACCAUCUAUCCAUAUUUUCCACCAUUUGUCCUCCAAAACCCUAAUUGGAAGUGUCAUCCUUCCUGAAAUCCCUUUCUCUGGAAGCUCUACUGAACCCUCUAUUGGAGAUAAAUCUUGCAAUAUCUAUACCCUCAAUGUUGCUGAUGAUUCAAUUAUCCUUGUCUCUGUUCAGUGCCCCAUUGCUGCAGAGAGAUCACACAUUGUUGCAAAGUUUUUGAUUGCAGAUCAAAUCAUUCCUGAGAGGGUUCUGAUAUUGGAUUCAAUUCAGAGUCGAAACUUCCGUGGUAAGCUGUCGCCAGAUGAGACAUUUGUUUUCAAGCUGGAGACAUCAUCAGAAAAAAGAGAAGGGUUAGGUGAGGGUAAUGGUAGUUCAUCAUUGUUAAAGGGUAUAGACUAUUUUCCAUCAGGAAGUCUUGUAGAUGGCUUGGCAGCUGCCUUGCUGGGCCGAUGCCAGAUGAAGAAUAUCAAGGGAACUCUUUGUCUUUCGUGGCCAGAAUUUGGUGGGCCUGUGGUGUCCCUGCUUAAAUCAAUACUUCACAAGAGUGUGUUGCCUGGCUUGGACUUGAGCAUAAAUGGUGGCAUUGGGGAUGAAUAUUCAAGGUUCAGCUGGACCAAGGACCGUCCUGUUUAUUCGGAGUUUUAUACCUGAUUAACUGUGUUUGAGAUGCUCUUUCAUAUCCCUUUUUUAUCUUUACUCAAUAGUUUUCUUCUUGCUUUAUUUAAUUAGUUUCAUUUUCUUGUGCUGUUACCAAGAUUUUGGAAAGAGUUUGUGAUCAAGGACAACUUUAUUUCCCUUA
Messenger RNA from Carya illinoinensis, 1149 nucleotides. RefSeq lists its product as uncharacterized. Lineage: Eukaryota; Viridiplantae; Streptophyta; Magnoliopsida; Fagales; Juglandaceae. The coding region runs from base 186 to 1001 and encodes 271 amino acids. The record is from RefSeq and is a predicted model, not a curated record. The transcript has 2 exons.